Doryrhamphus excisus (bluestripe pipefish) is the source of this 929-nucleotide messenger RNA. NCBI's taxonomy places the organism in Eukaryota, Metazoa, Chordata, Actinopteri, Syngnathiformes, Syngnathidae. The record is from RefSeq and is a predicted model, not a curated record.
AAAUGCUGGAUUUGAUGCUAUGGCUCUGUGUAACAUAAAACUGAGUGAUAGCUAAAGUUCUGCCAGGGAUUUGGCCCCCGAUCGAGGUAAUCCCAAAUGACUUUACUGUGACGAGAAACUGAAAACGGCUCUUGGCUUUCACGCUUAUUCUCUUGUGAGUGAUCUCGCCUUGUUAUUUGAACAUGGAGACUCAGCGAUGUGAGGAGAGCUCCAAGACUGGAGAAAAAGAUCCUACCGUGGAUGCAGAUCUUGCCACAGCUAUCAUGGCACGUCAGUUCCACCCUUCUGUCCUGGGCCCAGAGGCAUGGGAGGGCUACAUCUUCUCUGACCUGGAGAUCCGAAUUAAAGAAUCCACAGACCUCUACGGAGCAGUUCUCUGGCCUUCUGCUAUGGUGUUGUGCCACUUCCUGGAGAACAACUGUGACAAGUACAACCUGAUGGACAGGAAUGUGAUUGAACUUGGUGCAGGAACCGGUCUGGUCUCCAUCGUUUCCAGUCUUCUAGGUGCUAAGGUGACCUCCACUGAUCUCCCAGAUUUGCUCGGGAACCUCCAGUGCAACAUCACACGCAACACAAAAGGACGGUGUAAAUACACCCCCCUGGUCACACAACUGGUCUGGGGUCCAGAGGUGGAGCAGAGGUUCCCCCACAGCACUCACUAUUUUGACUACAUCCUGGCUGCAGACGUGGUGUACGCCCAUCCCUACCUGGAUCAAUUGUUGGACACCUUCAUUCACCUGUGUCAGGGGAACACACUGAUCCUGUGGGCCAUGCGUUUCCGACUGGACGCAGAGAACAGUUUUGUGGACCGCUUCAGAGAGCACUUCCACUUGGAGGAGCUGUACGACCUCCCCAGUCUCAGCAUCAAACUAUACCGAGCCUGGAGGAGGGACAGGAGGACUGAGGAUCAAGAGAAGGCUGCUUUUUAA